This is a messenger RNA of Alligator sinensis (Chinese alligator), 4526 nucleotides long. It is a transcript of the gene IGSF6, whose product is annotated as immunoglobulin superfamily member 6. The transcript has 6 exons. The coding region runs from base 1014 to 1727 and encodes 237 amino acids. The record is from RefSeq and is a predicted model, not a curated record. Lineage: Eukaryota; Metazoa; Chordata; Crocodylia; Alligatoridae.
UAAAAAAAUUAAAAAAAACAAACCCUUUCCUGUCUAUGGUGUUCUCUUUGCAAAGCUGCUUACUUUCUACUCCAGAGUUUAUGAUCCAUCCCCAAAACACAUGGCUGGCAAACCAUCUGUAAAGCUCUAUAGAAAGACCAUCGCACUGAGAGGUUUGGCUGGAGUUCAGAGGCAGGUGCCCCAUAAAGCUCAUUUUUGUGUUAAGUUCUUUUCAAAGGGUUUCCAAAGUCCAAACCCAAGUCCACUUAGCCAAGUAAUUAACUCCAAAUGGAGUGAGGCAGGGAUUUGACCCCUGUGGAUUGAAAACAUCUAAUUAAGGGAUUUAACCAAGAUCUUAUAGUGAUCAGGGCCCAAAGUCUCUGUUGUUGAAGUAGGCUCCGGUUCCUUACAAUAAAUACAACAAAAAGCUAACAACCAUAAUUGGCCAUAAAGUUCUCAAUGUGAUCACAUUUUCCUUAAUAUCUAGAAAACAAAAACAGAAGCUCACCACAAUAAUAGGAUUCACAUUAUAUUAUGGAAUCUUUAAUUUGCGCCUGUGGAUCACCAUAUACAGCGCUUCUAUUCAUCCAAGGGCCAUUUGCUGACACGUGAGAAGAGGAUUGUGUGCUUACGGCCUUGUUUUUUGUGAAAGAGUGGGUGAAGAUUAAAAUUUAAUUUAUUUAUAUCUCACCCUUUCCAAAAGGCUUAGAGCAACUUGCAAUAAUGCCUUUGUUAUGAUAGGAAAUCACAACAUUUUCAAUAACCAACGAAGCUAUCUGAAACCAUAUAGCUAGAAGAUAGCUGUUUUACAACAGCAGCAACGAAUGUCACUGUCAAAGCAAACUUAAUCCAAUGAUUUGGUUUACAAUACUGUACCUUUAAGGACGUUACUAUCAACAAUACUGAGUGCCUCCAAACACAUGCAAGCAGGAAGGACCCAAACCAUGUGAUACAGUUCACUGCAACUCCAAAAGUUUCCUAAUGAAAAGUUCCUCUUUCUUUGAGCAGAACAAUCUCUGGAUAAACGCAGAGAAAUGGCGUUGUUCAAAUGCAAACUGAUUCUAGCAGUGAAAUUCACCUGGUUUCUACAUAAUGUUGGUAGCGUUAUAGAUACCUGCGAAGUUACUGUCGCACAACCCUCGCUUAGGGAAGUGGAUUAUACUGUCAGCACCGUGAACAUAACAUGCAGUUUCUCUGCUUCUGGAUGCUCUGGAUCCGCUCAAGUUCUAUGGUUUCGUUUUCUUGCUCAUAAACAUGAGGCUUUAUGCACACCUUUGUGCACAAACACUGGCAAAUUCAAAGUGACUGAACCAUCUAAGAAUAAUGUUUCACUUCAGAUCAGCCAUUUGACUGUAAAUGACAGUGCUGUUUAUUUCUGUGGAGUAGCAUUUUCACAAUCAUUUUCACCCACCUCUAAGCAAACCGGGGAAGGUACAAUUCUGGUGGUAAGAGAAGGGACUGGAAAGAGCUACACUGAAGAAUACACCCUCAUGAUAGUCCUCUCAUCCUUACUGUUUUUAUACAACACCACCAUACUUUCACUAUUUAUAAUCUACUAUAAGUCAAAAUCUAAAUUACUGAAGAAAACUGAGAGAGAAAAUGAAAAUGGAGAGCAACAUAAACAUAACAGUGGACGAAGAGUUUUUCAAGCAAUUGCACAAGAACUAUACAGGAAGAGAUAUGCUGAAAACUGUCAUCGGACUGAGAUUUUGGGAACAGAUGAUGACAGCAUUUAUCAAAACAGAUGAGAAAAUUCAGCAGGUGUUUGAGAUUUCUCAGUCAAAACCCAAGUCUUUUUCAACUUUCCUUCCAAAAAAUAGAUCCUUACUGAAUGAUGUUUUGGGGGAGGGGGGUUGUUUUUUGUUUUUGUAAUAUUGCUUCUGAUUGCGUACUAAGAAAAAUAAGCUGAACAGUGAUAGGAAAGCAUGUCUAAGUCCGCUCCUGCAAAUGUAAAUAAAUACAUUGGAAAGGGACUUCCAUUGAAGAGCUGCUUAUAUUCCAUGGAAAUGUUCUUAUUCAGAAUUUAUUUCUGCAUAUAAAAACAAAACAAAACAAAAAAAAACCUUUCUGUAUUUUUUCAUAUGAAUCUAAUGCUAACAUUUCAAGAACUUUUAGUAAUUCAAGAACUUCCAACUCGGACAACACCCAAGGUCCAUCUAGUCCACUGUCCUGUCCCCAACACAGGCCAGCGCCAGAUAUUUCAGAGGAAAGUGGAAACAACUUCCCUUCUCCAAAAUCCCCCGUGGACAAAGUUAGAGACUAAUCCACCAAUAAGGCCAAGUUUCUUCUUAAUCCCAGGCAUUUAAAACUGGUUUCACUCUUGAAGUGUGGCAUCUCAUACACUUGCGCAGUCACUCCUAUAAUAAUUAUGCAAUCCUUUAUUUAAUUCUAAACUAUUUGCCUAGAUGUAGUGUAGCUGCAAAUUCUACAGGUUAACAUUUUUUAUUGGAUAAACAAUUCUUCUAUACACACUACACAAUACUUAAUACAAGCAUGGACAAAGUAAAACUUAACUACAUAAAAACAAAUUGUGGGCUUUUUUGUAAUGCACUAUGAUUGAUUGUUAAGAUUCCCGUUUACUUCAAAUGUUAUGAAUUGGCAAGAUGCACAAAUGUCAAGAUAAAGUGAUGAGAUUGUAUUGUAUGUCUAACAUUAAAAUAGUGGUGUAUUUCUCUCCAAGUCUCUGUGGAAAUAACUUGUGGAAAAGCACUUUCCAACUCUAGAUGUCACUAUAAUUCCAGAAGUAGCUAGCUAAUAAAGCAAUGUGAAAAAGGAAAUAUCCAUUUCUUUUGUUUUCUCUGCAGUAUAACAUUUGUAUCAAUAGUUUCCACAACUUUUAAUAACAAGGAAACAGGCUGUAGCAAGUAUAGAGCAUUAUGGGAUUUUUAAAGACUAAAUUAUUAAUGAACACAAUUUUAAUUAAAUUCUAAUUUCAGGCUAAAUCAUAAAAUACAAAUCUGUAAGACCUUCUCUAAAGGGGCUCUUACCUUUUUCUAAUAAUUGACCAGGAAUCAUUAAAAGAUAUACUCUUUCUAGACUCCUCUCUAUGUUUCAAGUCUUUGUUCUAAGUGCUCCUUUGCUCCCUCUUAUGCAUCAUCUUACAAAAGAGCAGUGCUCACAGUUUUGGCCCUGUGGGGCAGCAGAAUGGCAUGGGGCUCUCCCUGCACCCCAGUAUCAGGCCCUAUACCACCUCCUGGGGCUCCCCAUGGGAUUCACAGGGAGGCCCAUGGGCCGGAUCACACAGUUUGAGACCCAGCUAGACUAAGCCUUGGCUGGGGUGAUCUAGUCGGGGACGGUCCUCCCUUGAGCUAGAUGAUCUCCUGAGGUCCCUUCCAACCUUAAUUUUCUAUGAUUCUAUGACUGAGUACAACAGGGAGUGUUUUGUCAAAAUUAGAAUCUCUUUUGUUGGUAUUGAUCUCCAUUGCCUGUAAAAAUACUGUAUCUGGGCCCCAAGUCUUGUGUAUAAAAUGUACUGAAAAGACAACAGACUGGAAUGUGGGAAAUGCUACCAACCAGUCUUCCCUAGUGACAACAAUGUCUCUAAAACUGAAGUUUUGCACUUUUGAGUGAAGAAAACUGAAUAAAGCUUUGCAAAAUAAAGUUAAUUAAGCAAGUAAGAAAGUCUUAUUCUGUACCUGAAAUUUUUAACAAAUGACAUGGCUCAUAAUACCGAGUGAGCUGAAACUGGACAGAGUCUGGAUUAAUGUUCAUAUAAAUAUUAUAGUUAUUUGGCCCUAAAUUAGUUAAAUUAAUAUUCAAGUCAUAAUUGUAUUUUAUGGACUGCUUUGCAAGAAAAAAAAAAAAAUCAAUUUGUCUAGGCUCUAACAAGUGAUCUAAGAAUCCAAGGUUCCUGCUUUCUUGUCACUUGAUAGGCCAAAUAGAUUAAUUUUAAAAAGUUUCUUCUCUCCCCCACCCCUUCCCUUUAUGGGUUUAGGAAAAUAUUUUUGGGUAUUUAACUGUGGGGCAUAACUUAUUAAAAGUUUGUACCAGAUUGGAAUAGUUUUUUCCCCAUCAGAAGUUUGCAUAAGUUAAAGUCCAAAAAUGGAAUUUACUCUAUGUUCUAAAACUUAACACAAUUGAAACUAUGUGCCUUUCACAACAAGAUAGGUGCUCUUUGCUUAGUGGCUAUUUGUUUGCAACUCACCUGUAACAUUUCAGAAAAUUAAAAACACGGAACCAGAAACACUCAACUCUUAUGUUCACAAAACAGCUUUCUUAAAAUAACACAAACACCUCCCCACCCCCACAUAUCCAAAUGUACAUAUACAUUAAAGGAGAUACCUGAAAGGGGUCAGAAGGACAUAUAAAAAUGCUGCUCAUGGCCACUCGAUGGUGGGUAACAAACUUAUUGGAAACCCUGCUGUCUGAAACUAAGUAUCUAUUUUGCCUCAGGUCACCAGCCCGAGGAAAGCUCGUCCUUGACAGCAGUAUAGAAAUGCUGCUCGGUGAAUGGGGCAAAGUGGAAGCAGCGACUUCCAGUUGGUGAUUGUACCUGCAAAUGAGAACAUGCAGCUGCCAGGAGCAGUCCCCCCCACCUUUUUUUUUUG